GGGGUUGCGUGCACUCGUAGACCACUCAUUUGAUACAAUUUGCGUGAAUACGCGUGGUCUCGAUUUAUUGGAAAAUCGGAUAUAAUGGGUAAUUUGAUCCCCGAUGUAUGCGCGCCGCUUCAAUUCGGGAUCGAAUGGAUUAUUGGUUCGCGUUAAUGAUGAUUUUUUGAAGGAAGGGGAUACAGCCGCAAAUUAUCCAAGCUUAUUUUAUCCUGACGUAUCAUGCGUUUGUUUAACCAAGAUAUCGUUAGUUUUGAAAAAAUGUUUUCACGUAUUAUCCCCGCUAUAUUUUCCCCAAGAUUAAAUAAAUUUAACGAUCUUGUUACAGGUGUCGGGCACAAUAUAGAAUCCGGGAAAGACUUCACGGUCGACGGUCUCUCCGGUUUCAGCAAAAAGAAGAAGAAGAAGCGUCGUCAUAGCUCCAGGACGAUCUUCACGUCACAGCAGCUGGAGGAGCUGGAGGCAGCGUUCAAAGAAGCCCAUUAUCCCGACGUGUACGCUCGCGAGAUGCUCAGCCUUCGAACCGAUCUGCCCGAAGACAGGAUACAGGUCUGGUUUCAAAAUCGAAGAGCAAAAUGGCGCAAAACUGAAAAGUGUUGGGGCAGAAGUACCAUAAUGGCGGAGUACGGCCUGUACGGAGCGAUGGUACGGCACUCACUACCGCUUCCGGAGACCAUAUUGAAGAGUGCCAAGGAGAACGAGUCGGUGGCGCCAUGGUUGCUAGCUCAAUCAUCUAAGACGAGCAGCUUUAGUCAAGAUAUCGAAAAUAAUCAAGAACUGAUUGACUGUGGCCCCGCAGGGAUGCACCGGAAGUCAAUCGAAGCAGCGGAACACCUCAAGUCAGGCGGAGAGGACAGUGGAAACGAUCAUAAUGGAAGCGGAAGCAGCCCCCAUCAUAAUCAUCAUCAAGGUGGACCGACCAGUUCUGAGAGCGGACAGGAGAGUCAGGAUGGUAUGGGGCCUUCUUCGUCGACAGGAAUCGUUCAGGACACGGAGCAGCUGAGGAACGAGAGCAUCGCCUGUUUAAGGGCGAAGGCUCAGCAGCAUCAGCUGCAAUUGAGCCUACAACCAACGGCGGCACCCACCAGCGCCUCGUAUCCAACAGGCCCACAAUCGAGCACGCUCCACGCCCCCGUUUAAUCAUCGUUUCAUCGACAUUCCUUUCACACGAAUCAUCGAAACUAGGAGACGUUCGACUUAACUUGUAGAGAACACAGCCACGUUCUAGAAACUUCGUCAAUCACGUCACGU
Molecule: messenger RNA, 1251 nt
Organism: Apis florea (little honeybee)
Lineage: Eukaryota; Metazoa; Arthropoda; Insecta; Hymenoptera; Apidae
Biological process (GO): regulation of transcription by RNA polymerase II
Cellular component (GO): nucleus
Molecular function (GO): sequence-specific double-stranded DNA binding; DNA-binding transcription factor activity, RNA polymerase II-specific
Source: RefSeq, a predicted model, not a curated record